GAAUCAUGUUAAAUUACAUUGCAGUUUUUAAAAUUGAAGCUCAAAGUUUUUCCAAUUUGAAUCAAAAAAGUCAAAAUGUACAAAUAUGUUUUUUUGACAAUAAUUGGGUAAUACGAGUAUGUAUACUCGAAUUUGAACAAACCCUAUUAAACAUAGAAUGACGAGUUCCCUGAGAAAUUUCUUCUGUAAGAAUGCAAUUCAGCUUCAUCUCAGGCUUAAUCUGAUCCACAGCUUGCAGAAGUCUAGUAGCAUUUGCUUCUCAAAGUACAAGCGCAACAGCGCUUCAUUAACAGAGAAAUGUAUUCUUGAGUCUCCCUUGAAUGCUGAAGACUCUAAAGCUUAUAUUUUGUCCUCAAAAGAUGUGGUGGGUGUAGGAAAGCAUAAUCAUGUGAACCGGACGUCUAGAAGAGAGUUGGAGGAGGAAAAUGGUGGUGAUUUAGGGGUUGAAAGCAGUGAAUUGUUGGAAGAGAAUGAAAAAGGCAUGUUGGAUAAUUUGAUUGACCGUGCAUCUAAACAAGAUUUGGAAAGAGUGGCAAUAGAACUGCUUGCUGCAAGAUCAUUAACAGCGGUAGAGCUUAUGAAGAAACUCCAAGGAAAGAAGUUUCCAAUUUGUUCUAUUGGUUCAGUGAUAACGGACCUAUGUGCCAGGGGUCUACUCAAUGAUGGCCUAUAUGCGGAAACUUUUACUAGAUCAAGAUGGUCUUCUUCAUGCUGGGGUCCACGACGAAUUAAACAAGCCUUGAUCAGUAAAGGAGUAAAUGAGAUGCAUGCAGACAGGGCAAUAAAACUUGUUUUCAAGGAUGGUGACAUUGGAGAAGAGCAAGAACCAGGAUCUGGUAUGUCCAAACCAUCAAUGGAUCAUCUUCUUGUCCAGGCAUCGAAACAAUGGCUACGAAGUCGUGAGAUGCUCAAGGAGACGCGGAAAUCUAGGAUCAUCCGUUGGCUUCAAUACCGUGGGUUCAACUGGAGCAUUAUAAAUUUUGUACUGAAGAAGUUGGAUUCUGGGCAUCCUUCAUAGAGAGAGUUAAUGCCACCAAGUGUUAAUGACACCAAGGGAAUCUGGUGAUUUUCAGCUUGGUAAGUGCUUCCAUGGUGGGGUUUUUAAACCCUUUUCCUUUCCAAACCUCGGGUUGACCCUACUUGACCAGCAGAUCGUUGGCGUCAUUAGUUUUAGUUGCGCAACGGAAGCUGGAAUCUCUGUCUUGUCCAGACUAACUUAGUAUGGCAUGUGAAUCUGAAGAGACCAUAUCGUGGCCAAGUAAUUCCCACGAGUGGCUGUCUAAUUCUCUCCUUUUUUUUUGGAAACUAAUGGUGCAUGGAGAGAAUGGUGCUUUAGAAUUUUUAAUCUCAAUGGUGCUUUAGUAUAGUUAAUCUCCAUUGUUCUUUAAAAACAUUUUAGAUGUAUAAUAUGAGCUCUGCUAGGUCCGUGAUCAACUCUCUCCCCCCCCCGCUCCCCACGGGCAAGUGGUUGGGUUUGUU
Cuscuta campestris is the source of this 1479-nucleotide messenger RNA. The record is from the annotation of a GenBank genome assembly. Lineage: Eukaryota; Viridiplantae; Streptophyta; Magnoliopsida; Solanales; Convolvulaceae.